AAGAAAAAAGCAGAAAAUAGUAGAGAUAAAAAAAAUGGCAUGUUAUGUUCCUUUUAACAGCAGGAAUUUGGACAUAAGCUUCUUCAUAUUUAGACCAACAAUUGUUUAUGUAGAUUCUCUUAUUGAUGCUCUGAAGCAGUUUUCUUCAUACACUGACAGCCUUGGAUGUGUUCAUAGUUCUAUAUUUACUAGUAUUCAUGGGAGCAUGAUUGUAUGGUAUGGGGCUUGGAUGAAGAGGAGUGAUGAGAACAAGCAACUCCUAAUUGCAGCCCUUAUUUCGGUCCUAACAAAUAUGGUCGAAAGCAUGGCCAUCUUAAUCGACCACAGCUUCUUCGACGCAUACGCCGGGGAAUCGAGAGACGGCUCUCCGGCGGCCAAGUUCUUCACCGGCGACGUGGUGGCGAUGAGCUCGGCCAUCCUCUCCGGCGACUGCGAGUCCAACGCGUUGAGCUUCGCGUACGCAUUUCUAGCCAUAUUCAAAGACCAGUUUCUCAAAAUGGAAGGCGCGGCGGCCGGCGUUUGCUUCAAGUCGAAAACCAUGCCGAAAAUAGUAGGCCUUGUGGUGUGGAAGUCACUGCACUCGUUCUACACGUACGUUUUAGCCUCGGAUUUUCGGAACCGAAUCCUUCCUUAUUUUGAUGGAUUUGCGGUCGACAUCAAGUACGAUGUUUUUCGUGUGGCUUAUGUUAGUGGCCAAAAUGGCCUUGAUCAACCACUCCAAGGUGGAUUAGAGACAUGAUCGUUUUGUUAAUUUGGUCGUGUAUUCGACCCAAUUUUGAUGUGUUUAUGUGAGAAUUAAAAGAUGAAAGCAAGUAAUCAAAAAUAUCUCAAUGUGUGUCUGUGGUGCAAU
This is a messenger RNA of Salvia hispanica, 850 nucleotides long. RefSeq lists its product as uncharacterized. NCBI's taxonomy places the organism in Eukaryota, Viridiplantae, Streptophyta, Magnoliopsida, Lamiales, Lamiaceae. The record is from RefSeq and is a predicted model, not a curated record.